GUUUGAUUCUUUCAGCAUAUUCUCAACCACUACCAUCAUCAUGGGAUCAGUAUCCGAAGAAUACCCGCCGCUUGCGGCUCUUCCCAAUCUCAGUCUACACCCAUCCAUUGACGCAGAACAGCUCUCUGCAUCCAAGAUCGCCAACGAAUGGCUUGCUUCUUUCUCAAAGAGCCUUUCUACGGGUCGUGCAGACGCUAUCCAAGCCCACUUCCUGGAGAAGGAAUCCUGGUGGCGCGAUUUUAUCUCCUUCUCAUGGGACAUUGCAUGCCAUAACGGGUCCCAGGCCAUCUCCGACUACCUCGCCAGCUCCACAAGUGACUUUUCAGACCCGACACUGGACCAGCCUGGCGCAUUGCAACCGCACUUGGCUGACCUGGGGGGUAUGCGCUUCAUCCAGGCCGGGUUUGGGUUCAAGAACAAGUCCGGCAAGGGGAGGGGUGUUCUUCGCCUGGCGAAUGUGGGGCCCGAGGAGUGGAAGGCGUGGACAGUAUUCACCGUGCUUGAGCGCCUGAAUGGACAAGACGAGCUGGAAGCACAGAGGGUGAAGGCAGCCGGAAUCCAGUCAAGUGGAUCUGGGCCCCAACCGACCAACGGGGACAGCGAUCUGCAAGUCUUGGUCGUGGGAGCAGGUCAAUCGGGUCUUGCUCUGGCCGCACACCUACAGAAUCUGGGGCUCAAAUAUCUGGUCGUCGACAAAACAGCCCGUCCUGGAGACUCAUGGCGUGCCAGGUACGCGUCAAUCAAAUCACACACCCCAAGCUACACGGACCACUAUCCGUUCUUAAAAUACCCCACCAAUUGGCCGCGCUACCUCGACCAAGAGCACAUUGCCAAAUGGAUGGAGCACUACGGGGACCUUCUGGGUCUUAAUAUCAGACAUGGCACGCUAGCCACGAAUAUUAACUACAACGAGUCCACCAAGCGGUACUCGGUCGACCUCCAAUCCACCGAGGGCGGCGUACAGAACAUCACCACCAAGCACCUCGUCCUCGCCACGGGCCUACUCAGCGAUGUCCCCAUCAAGCCCGCCUUCCCCGGUGAGGACACAUUCAAGGGUCAGAUCUUCCACACAUCGGCGCAUCAGUCCGCGAGCUUGAUGCCCGAUCUGCAGAACAAGAAAGUUACCAUCAUCGGCUCCGGAACAAGCGCACACGACGUCGCCCAGGACUUCGCCAGUCACGGAGCGAAAUCAGUCACGAUCGUGCAGCGCAGCCCUAUUUUCGUUACGUCUCUCAAGUCCACAGAGGAGCUGCAGGUGAAGCUGUGGGAUACGCCGGGCUUGAACACCGAGGAUGCUGAUCUUCUGGGUAACUCGUUCUCGACGGCAGUUGUUCGGACUCUUAGUGUCGGCGCGUCGCAGAUGAUGUCCAUGUUGGAUAAGGACAUGUUGGACGGGCUGGAAAAGGCCGGACUGGCCGUCAAGAGGGGCGACCAGGGCGACAGUCUCGUUGAUCAUCAGCUGAUCAAAGCGGGUCAUUUCUAUAUUGACCAGGGAGCAUGCGGGAUGAUUCUCGAUGGUCGGAUCCAAGUGCGGAGAUGUCAGGAAGGCGUCCGGGAAUAUUACCCAGACGGAAUUACUCUCGCCGAUGGUACUCAGGUCGAGUCGGAUGUUGUUAUUCUUGCCACGGGCUUCGAACGCAUAGAUAAAGCGAUCGAGCGGAUCGUGCCUAAGGAGAUCCUGGACAGGGUGCCGGGUGUGAUAUGUAGCUUGGAUGAGAGCCAGGAACGGUUUGGUGUAUGGAGACCGACUGGCAUGCCAGGAUUCUGGUACAUGACGGGCAGCUUUCUCUGGUCGAGACAAUUCUCUCCUGUCCUGGCUUUGCAGAUUGCCGCUGUCGAGUGGGGGCUGAACAAAGAGUAUCAAUGGUAAACCGAAGGGUCAUUUGUGAUAUAGACUUGAUAGUAUUUCAGGAUUUUACUGCUACGAUACGUAUCCACGAUAGAUGUUUUACAUUCAAG
Messenger RNA from Aspergillus welwitschiae, 1959 nucleotides. Its product is annotated as flavin-containing monooxygenase. Gene Ontology annotation, molecular function: monooxygenase activity; flavin adenine dinucleotide binding. The record is from RefSeq and is a predicted model, not a curated record. The transcript is spliced from 2 exons. Bases 41 to 1870 code for a protein of 609 amino acids. Lineage: Eukaryota; Fungi; Ascomycota; Eurotiomycetes; Eurotiales; Aspergillaceae.